Molecule: messenger RNA, 998 nt
Organism: Raphanus sativus (radish)
Lineage: Eukaryota; Viridiplantae; Streptophyta; Magnoliopsida; Brassicales; Brassicaceae
Product: protein RGF1 INDUCIBLE TRANSCRIPTION FACTOR 1
Exons: 4
Coding region: 131-811 (226 amino acids)
Source: RefSeq, a predicted model, not a curated record
CCACUCUGCAAGAAACCCAUCUCUCUCGCCUUCCCUUUCUCACAUUCUCUAUCUAAAACCCUUUUAUCUAUUUCGACAAAAGUUCUUGCACGGACUCUGAAAAAGCCAGAUCCUUUACUGCAUUCAAGAAAUGGCGAUUGAAGACCACAAGAACCCAAAUCAAGACAUCAUGCCUAAGAGCAGAAGAAUCAGAGGUGUUGGUGGAACAGAGGAAGAAGAGAAUCAAUGGCCUCCAUGGCUGAAACCGUUACUGAAAGAACAAUUCUUUGUUCAAUGCAACGUUCAUGGAGACUCAUCUAAAAACGAAUGCAACAUGUAUUGUUUGGACUGCACUAAUGGCGGCUCCCUUUGCCCUCUCUGUCUUGAACACCACAAGGAUCAUCGUACCAUCCAGAUAAGGAGAUCGUCGUAUCACGAUGUGAUAAGGGUCAACGAGAUUCAGAUGCAGUUAGAUAUAACGAGCGUUCAGACGUAUGUGAUCAACAGCGCAAAGGUUGUGUUUUUGAAUGAAAGGCCUCAGCUUGGGCGCGUUAAAGUUACUAAUGCCUGCGAUGUCUGUUCUCGUGGCCUUAUUGACGAUUGCUUUUGCUUCUGCUCUCUUGGCUGCAAGGUAGCAGGAACUUCUAGAAGCUUUGAGAAGGUAGUGAAACAGACGCCAACGGAAUUAGAGAGUUCAAACAACAGUUCAGGAGUAGAGGAUAGCAUUCCAAGUCCCAAGAGUUUAACCCUAUCAAUACCUCAAGUUCCUACUUCUACUUCUUUGAGAAAAAGACUGAGAAAGGGAAUACCUUACCGGUCCCCACUGCAGUGAGGUUAGAUCGCAAAGAAGCAGAAGAUUGUGUUACAUUUAAAGGCUCCUUGUUAUAUAUUAGACGUACUCAAAAUAGUUGGUUUAUAGCACAAAAAAGGGUUUUAACUUGGUCUUACUCCAAAGGAGGGCCGAAGGUUUGUAGUCAAAUAAUUAGCAUUAUAUAUGAUAUAUUCUUGUAUAUUCUCAA